CAUUUAAGAGAUAGUCGACACCAUGGUUGCCGCUAAAAUAUUCGUACUACUAGCGUUUUUGACUUUGGUGUACUGUAAAGUUGCACGCCAAACAGAACAAGAUAUUCAAAAUGUAGAGGCCUACAUAGACAGCAAGAAAGGAGAUAUCAACCAAAGGUACAGACUGCAUUACCACGUCGCUGCACCGGUUGGAUGGAUUAAUGACCCGAACGGAUUCACGUAUUACAAAUCGGAAUUCCAUCUUUUUUAUCAAUAUUAUCCAUAUGAUUCAGUGUGGGGCCCCAUGCACUGGGGACAUGUUGCCAGUCGCGAUCUAGUAAAUUGGAAAUAUUUGCCGACAGCUUUAGUACCAGAAACCGAACAAUGCUUCUCCGGUAGUGCUGUGGUAGAUGGAGACACCAUGAUCCUAAUGUAUACUGGACAUAUCAAUUUAGAUGCUGAACCAUGGGCCAACGAAACCCAGUACCUAGCCUAUAGUGACGAUGGUAUAACAUUUCACAAGUACGAAGGAAAUCCAGUUAUAUCCUCUGCUCCUAACGGAUCGCCUGACUUCAGAGAUCCAAAGGCUUGGAAGCACGGAGAUCAUUAUUAUGUAGUCAUCGGUAGCAAGACCGACGACAACCGAGGCCAUGUUUUGCUGUACAGGUCAACGGAUAUGAAGAACUGGGAGUAUUUGAAUAUUAUAGCAGAAUCCAAGGGUGAUAGCUAUAUGUACGAGUGUCCCGAUUUCUUUGAGUUGGAUGGAAAGUUUGUUCUACUAAUGUCUCCACAAGGCAUGGAGCCGCAGGGCGACAGGUUCAAAAAUCUUCAGCAGACCGGAUAUAUAAUUGGGAGUUUCAGCUAUGAUACUUUCGAAUUUGUUCCUGAAGUAGAUUUUCAAGAAAUCGACUUCGGGCACGAUUUUUAUGCAGCACAGACCACGGAAGCGUUUGGCAAAAGAGUCCUUGUAGCUUGGUUUAACAUGUGGGAGCAACCUCGGCCUGAAGCGGAAGAUGGCUGGGCUGGUGCUAUGACAUUGGUUAGAGAACUGAAGCUCGUCGGCGACCGGAUUACGAUGAAACCUUUAGACGCCAUGGCUGUUCUUAGGGAUGAGGUAAAAAUGAUUGGGAUUGUACAACCUCAACAGGAACUGCGUUUUGGAAAAACGGCUGAAUUAAUCGUGGCAGGUGAUUUAGGUCAGAAAAUUGAAUUACAACUCGAAGGUACAGACGGCGGUGAGAAGGCUUGGAUACGUUGGGAGCCUGAAGUCGGCAAAGUAGUAGUAGAUAGAGGUUCAGAUGAUAUUCGGCAAGUAGAAUGGUCGCCAAUCGGUAUGGAUACUUGGAGGAUAUUCCUGGAUGCGAGUUCUAUAGAGCUGUUCUGCGGAGAAGGAGAGGUGGUGUUCAGCAGCCGGUUGUUCCCUGAGGACUUUACAUGUAAAUUAGCGAUAAAUUAUUUAAGAAACAUUGCACGGCAAACAGAACAAGAUAUUCAAAAGGUAGAGGCCUACAUAGACAGCAAGAAAGGAGAUAUCAACCAAAGGUACAGACUGCAUUACCACGUCGCUGCACCGGUUGGAUGGAUUAACGACCCGAACGGAUUCACGUAUUACAAAUCGAAAUUCCAUCUUUUUUAUCAAUAUCAUCCAUAUGAUUCAGUGUGGGGCCCCAUGCACUGGGGACAUGUUGCCAGUCGCGAUCUGGUACAUUGGAAAUAUUUGCCGACAGCUUUAGUACCAGAAACCGAACAAUGCUUCUCCGGUAGUGCUGUGGUAGAUGGAGACACCAUGAUCAUAAUGUAUACUGGACAUGUUAAUUUAGAUGCUGAACCAUGGGCCAACGAAACCCAGUACCUAGCCUACAGUGACGAUGGUAUAACAUUUCACAAGUACGAAGGAAAUCCAGUCAUAUCCUCUGCUCCUAACGGAUCGCCUGACUUCAGGGAUCCAAAGGCCUGGAAGCACGGAGAUCAUUACUAUGUAGUCAUCGGUAGCAAGACUGACGAUAACCGAGGACAUGUUUUGCUAUACAGGUCAACGGAUAUGAAGAACUGGGAGUAUUUGAAUAUUAUAGCAGAAUCCAAGGGUGAAAGCCAUAUGUACGAGUGUCCCGACUUCUUUGAGUUGGAUGGAAAGUUUGUUCUACUAAUGUCUCCACAAGGCAUGAAGCCGCAGGGCGAUAGGUUCAAGAAUCCCCAUCAGACCGGAUAUAUCAUUGGGAGUUUCAGCUAUGAUACUUUCGAAUUUGUUCCUGAAGUAGAUUUUCAAGAAAUCGACUUCGGGCACCAUUUUUAUGCAGCACAGACCACGGAAGCGUUUGGCAAAAGAUUCCUUGUAGGUUGGUUUAACAUGUGGGUGCAACCUCCGCCUGAAGCGAAAGACGGCUGGGCUGGUGCUCUGACGUUGGUUAGAGAACUGAAGCUCGUCGGCGACCGGAUCACGAUGAAACCUUUGGACGCUAUGACUGUUCUUAGGGAUGAGGUAAAGAUGAUUGGCGUUGUACAACCUCAACAGGAACUGCGUUUUGGAAAAACGGCUGAAUUAAUCGUGGCAGGUAAUUUAAGUCAGAAAAUUGAAUUACAACUCGAAGGUACAGACGGCGGUGAGAAGGCUUGGAUACGAUGGGAGCCUGAAGUCGGCAAAGUAGUACUAGAUAGAGGUUCCGAUGAUAUUCGGCAAGUAGAAUGGUCACCAAUCGGCAUGGAUUCUUGGAGGAUAUUCCUGGAUGCGAGCUCUAUAGAGCUGUUCUGCGGAAAAGGAGAGGUGGUGUUCAGCAGCCGGUUGUUCCCCGAGGGUGGGUGGAUUGUUACAAACACCAGCCCCCAGUUUAUUCACGUACAGGCUUAUUCGUUAUGCAGAAGCGUUCCUUGGUGAUUAUUUAUGAUUAAAUCUUAGAUUUAAAAUGUA
Messenger RNA from Cydia splendana, 2884 nucleotides. RefSeq lists its product as uncharacterized. The transcript is spliced from 4 exons. Gene Ontology annotation, molecular function: beta-fructofuranosidase activity. The coding region runs from base 23 to 2851 and encodes 942 amino acids. Lineage: Eukaryota; Metazoa; Arthropoda; Insecta; Lepidoptera; Tortricidae. Gene Ontology annotation, cellular component: cytoplasm. The record is from RefSeq and is a predicted model, not a curated record. Gene Ontology annotation, biological process: carbohydrate metabolic process.